This is a messenger RNA of Adineta steineri, 939 nucleotides long. The record is from the annotation of a GenBank genome assembly. Lineage: Eukaryota; Metazoa; Rotifera; Eurotatoria; Adinetida; Adinetidae.
AUGAGCUCCAGCUUCACACGACCAGGAUCAGCGUCUCAUGUUGCUCGUUCUUCUUGGUCCAAUCCUUCUUCAAGAAUAUCUUCGGCUAAACAUUAUUCUGGUAAUACAUGUCCUUACUGUCAUCAUCCGGUGACGAUGAACGAAGGUUCUGGGGCUGCUUUCCAGGCUUCUUUACAUAAAUUAUUUCCUGGUGCAUAUGGAUUGGAAGAGUUUGUUUUUCUAACGAAACAAACUUUGGUUGCAGAAGGCUUCUAUCCUCAUGUGAAUACUUUCGUUUGUCUUGGUUUAUGUCGUGAUGAAAUCACAAAUCCUUUUGAACUGGCAGUUGAAGCUAUGUGGGGUCAAGCAUUCAUUUGUGGUUCUCUCGGUGGCAUGUUAUUUUGCGGCAAAACUGGUUUCUCUGCUGCACAUCAUCAUGCUCCCGAAGCUGGUUAUUUCGUUUAUUACUGUUUUACGCAUAUUGCGAUUGAUCAUGAAGGAUCGGUUGGUUCUGUUUAUAGAUCACGCAGUGGUAUGAAAGAAAAAACAACAGCAUGUGGAGCUCUCGCUGCAUUUACUGCCGAAAUUGCUUCGAAUAAACUGAAUCUUAAUUUUGAUGAGGAUGAUAUUGAAAUGAGUAUGUUAAAGAAACAUAUUAUCACCCAGACUGGCCUUUCAACCGAUGCCACAAAUGCUCCCGAUUUAUUCAAAGUAACAAUGGCUGCUUACAAAACGAUUACGAUGGAUUUAGAAAGACAUGUUCGAUCCGAUUCAGAAAAAUUUAAAGAUCGAAAGUAUGCCUUAUUUACUGGCGUUCAAAUACAUGGACCAAAUGGAACAGACUAUUGUUGGAUUGGAAAAGCAAGUUUAUUACGAAAAGGAAUAUUAUUACCACUAGUUAUUGCAUCAGAUAUAGAGCCGUUGUCAUCGACUGGACCAAGUAACCCAACGUCACACUGA